AGAGCGGGGCGAAAGCAGCAUCAGUGCCGGGAGAAGAAGAAUGUUUCCCAAAAGGAAAUACAUGGAUGGAGGUGAUGGGCGUGAAAUGGGGUUGAAGCGACCACAAUUUGAUUCGAGUUCCUCAUUUUUUGGGGCUUCUGUUGGAUCAAGUCUCAUGUACAAUCCUUCUUAUGCUUAUGCUGGCCAACCUCCACCAUUCCCCGUUGUCCGAUUGCGCGGCCUUCCUUUUGAUUGUUCGGAAGCAGAUGUUAUUGACUUCUUCUGUGGUCUGGACAUACUCGACAUUCUCUUUGUUCAUAAAGGUGGUCGGUUCAGUGGGGAAGCUUUUUGUGUAUUGGCAUAUCCUCUGCAAGUAGAUUUUGCCAUUCAGAGAAAUAGGCAGAACAUGGGUAGGAGGUAUAUUGAGGUUUAUAGGAGUAAGAGACAGGAAUAUUACAGUGCCGUUGCACAUGAAGUUUCUGAUAUGAGGGGUGGUUCUCCACGUCGCAGUGCUCCGAGGGCAAGGUCAGCUGAUGGUGGGAAGGAUUUAGUUGAGCAUACUGGAGUUCUACGGAUGAGGGGAUUGCCAUAUUCUGCUGGGAAAGAUGAUGUGAUGGACUUUUUUAAGGACUACGAACUCUCAGAGGACUGUGUUCAUAUUGUGCUGAACUCCGAUGGCAGGCCAACAGGGGAAGCUUUUGUCGAGUUUGCAAAUGCAGAAGAUUCAAAAUCUGCAAUGGGAAGGGAUAGAAUGACACUCGGAAGUCGUUAUAUAGAGUUGUUUCCUUCAACUCCCAAGGAGAUGGACGAUGCUAUUAAACGGUGAGGCUGGUGAACGGUAACAAGGAGAUCAGGUUUACACCCAGUAGUUGGUAGAUUUCUGAAGUUACUCUAUUGUUUAUGCUAUGCUUUUGUAUUGAAAACUUGUUGCAACAUAUCAUAUCAUCUGAUGUAUGACAAUGCUGGUCUGACCAACGCAUGGUUGAUCCAACAUUAGAUUAUCUCAUGGUGUGUUCAAUCUGGUUAAUUGCAAAAAAAGAAGGGGUUAGAUCUAUUA
Molecule: messenger RNA, 1036 nt
Organism: Phoenix dactylifera (date palm)
Lineage: Eukaryota; Viridiplantae; Streptophyta; Magnoliopsida; Arecales; Arecaceae
Molecular function (GO): RNA binding
Source: RefSeq, a predicted model, not a curated record